AUGAAGCUAACAACAAGCAUGCGACUUACUGUUGGAGCUAACCACACUCAACUAAGACAGAUUUCACAAUUUGCUGAGUGGCUAUUGACUGUUGGUGAUGGUUUGGCAGGUAAUUUUGUGUAUCCAAAUUUGUUGCUAAAUUUAAACAAUGGGUCGUACUUCAAAAACAGAACAACACUUGCCCCUACACUUGAGAUUGUCAACAAUGUUAACAAGCACAUAAUGAAAUCUUUAAUUGGAGAGGAGAAGACCUACCUUAGCUCUGAUUCAUUGUGUGUAGAAGAAGAUAACAUGGAAUCUGAAUUAGAUACAAUCACUCCAGAUGUUCUCAAUGCUAUCAAUUGUUCAUGCUUGCCGCCUUACCUAUUGACUUUUAAAGAAGUUUACCAGUAA
Messenger RNA from Arachis ipaensis, 393 nucleotides. RefSeq lists its product as uncharacterized. The record is from RefSeq and is a predicted model, not a curated record. NCBI's taxonomy places the organism in Eukaryota, Viridiplantae, Streptophyta, Magnoliopsida, Fabales, Fabaceae.